AUGGACCAUUCAGACGCUCUGACGCGGGUUGUACGCACCCCUGAGUUGCUGUGCAUGAUCCUGAGUCAUCUACCACCCGGUGAUUUGCUCAGGCUGCAGCGUGUGUGUCGUUCAUGGUGCUCGCUUAUCACCGAGGCUCCGAGUUUAUGCGCUACAACCUUCACCGAUCCGGUGCCGGCUCAGCAUUCGUUCGAGAGAAUACCAUGCUUAAAUAAAUUUGUUAUCAGCCGGCUGCGCUGGAGCCCUAGUCUGGACCCAACACAAGUGAAUACAGGCAAAUAUCACUCCGUUGAGGCAAACCCAAACCUGCAGGCAAUGGCUUAUCAAAAUGCCUCCUGGAGAGACCAAUAUCUGACGUGGCCGCCUGUGCUGAAAUUAUCAAUUGUCCUUGGAAGCAUAGCACAGGAGGAAUACGAUCUUCCUGAUCUGGUGCUGAGCUCUCGCCAAGGAGUCCCACACCAGCCUUGGGGGACUGGUGACGAAGAGAAGGACGAUGUCUCUGACAGUGAUGACUCUGACGAUGCCGAACCAUUCACCCUGUUCAUAGAGAACUUUCCGCAUAACGGAGAUAGAACUUGUCGGGGGAUCCGCGUUCUCGAUAUGAUCUACGGCCUUCGGAUGUAUUAUCUGAGGUACCAGCCUACCCUGGAAUCUUAUCUUAAGCCAGGCUUUGGAGCAGUCAGAGGAGGCAAGGUUCUUGCCAACAUUGGGGUGUACCGUCGGGAGUUGCUUGUUGAUGUGACAAUUCUCAACUUCUGA
Messenger RNA from Aspergillus terreus NIH2624, 759 nucleotides. RefSeq names its product F-box protein. The coding region runs from base 1 to 759 and encodes 252 amino acids. Gene Ontology annotation, molecular function: protein binding. The record is from RefSeq and is a predicted model, not a curated record. The transcript has a single exon. Lineage: Eukaryota; Fungi; Ascomycota; Eurotiomycetes; Eurotiales; Aspergillaceae.